Messenger RNA from Xenopus laevis (African clawed frog), 2978 nucleotides. RefSeq names its product EMI domain containing 1 L homeolog (gene emid1.L). NCBI's taxonomy places the organism in Eukaryota, Metazoa, Chordata, Amphibia, Anura, Pipidae. Gene Ontology annotation, cellular component: extracellular region. The record is from RefSeq and is a predicted model, not a curated record. The transcript has 15 exons. Bases 469 to 1827 code for a protein of 452 amino acids.
AAAGGAGGGGAAGGAAAGGAGGGUAGGUUAGAGGAGGAGAAAAAUAAAUACAGAGGAUAAGAGGCGGUGUUAUCCCAGAGAUUUAAAAAACUCUCAAUUGUUAGGGAAUUCCAAGCCGGUCCAGCACAAGUAGGCAGACUCUGUUCAGAUUACUUUUCUCUGUUCCUCUGAGCAGUGUGGGGGGCACAUUGUGAGAAAGGAAAAGGAGGCUGGGGGGGAGUUAGACUACUCACUCAGUGCUGGCUGGAGGCAGGAUUUGUCCUCAGUGACUCUAAGGGUGGUUUUUAUUGAGCAUCCCGAGCCAGUUUUCCCAUGAAGGGUUAGGACGCAUGCUGUGAAUUACCUGUCUUCAUGGAGAAGGAAACACUAGAAAUUGUUUAACCCUUUCCUAUGCACAGCGCCUCACACUUUGCAGCUGUGGACAUACUAAACAGGACACAAUCCUAGAAUCUACUGGACCACUGAACCAUGAAAUUGUGGUUGCCCUGCUGCUCAGGUUGGCACAUUCUGCUCUGCCUCUGUGCUUUUCUGGACAAAGGUAUGUGCACAUGGGCACCCAACACCCAGUACCGCUAUUCACCCGUACUGCAACCGAAAUCCAGGGAGUCACUCUCCACGCCUAGAAGGAAUUGGUGUUCAGUGCCUGUGAGUCGGACAGUUUCAUGCCAAGUUCAGAAUGGCACCUUCAUGCAGAGAGUGUAUCAGAACUGCCACUGGGCAUCAGGCUGCUCAGGAGGGAGUUAUAGAACAGUUGCCAGACCGACAUACAGACUCAGCUAUAAGACAGUGACAUUGCUGGAAUGGAGAUGCUGCCCAGGAUACAGAGGAACAAACUGUGAGGAAGAUACCAUGGCCUUGGCAGAAGUACAGGAAGCUCCACGGAUCAGUGCCCCAAUUCGAAAAUUGCCUCCCAGGGCUGGGAGCAGCUUUUCAGGUUGUCUAAACUGCAGCCAAAUCCCUGAACUGAGCGAACGUUUGAGCUCUCUGGAAUCCAAGGUAGCAGUGAUUUUGGAAUCUGAUCCUUCACUGUCCCAAAAGCUUAGCUCUCACAAUACUGCAUCUCCAUUGUUGGGAAACCCAGCAGCCCGGGGUAGCCCUGGGGAGGAAUCUGCAAAGGGCAUUGCUGUAAGGAAAAACUCGCAGGGACCAGUUGGUGUUCCAGGGAGCUCAAGGAUGCCAGGAAUAAAAGGCCCAGCUGGGCCCCCAGGUCCCCCUGGGGCUCCAGGUCCACCAGGACAGGAUGGCGCAGUCGGUCCUACUGGUGAAAGAGGCCCCCCUGGCCCUGCUGGCCCUUCAUCCACUGCAACACAGAGGCUAAUGGAUCAGGACUUGUUUCAGUCAAACAAAUUUAUGGAAACAUCAGGACACAGUAUUCAGGGACCCAAGGGCCCUCCAGGACCAGCUGGGCCACCAGGACCCCAAGGCCAAAUUGGGCCCCCAGGACUAAGAGGCCAAAAUGGUUUACCUGGUUCCCCGGGUCAAAAUGGCCCUAAAGGAGAGAAAGGAGACAGUGGUCUGUCUGGAAUGGCAGGUGACCCAGGAACAAAGGGGGAACUUGGGACCCCAGGACAAAAAGGGGAACCUGGAGAGAAAGGCGAGCCGGUGGUCAGCCUAGCCUCCUUCCUCCAGCUACAAGAACAGCUGGAGCUGCUGGUUAGAAGGGUCACUCUGCUUGAGCACAUUAUGUGGCCAGAGACUGAUGCUGGUUCAGGAACAGGACCUACCCCCUCUGGUGCUCCUGGAUUUUAUCGGGGCAGGCGCAAUGGGCCGUCACAUUACAGAUUUAUGCCCUCUGAACAGUAUGAGGAUGAGGAGGAAAGUUUCUGAUGGUGCCAAGCUGAAAAACAUUGAAUUCUCUUCACCCUGCUGAUAUCAAAGUGCCUUACUACCUACCCCCUGUAAAAAAAAAGGUUGAUGUCAGCUAUAUCCUAUAGGGACACUUUGUGUGUCCUGGGGGCUUGCACUGCAAUCUCAGCCAUUGUGUUGAUAAUUGCUCUACCAAUGAAGGGACUUCCUAAUGUUUAUUUUACCAAGGUGCGUCCCUGUUUCCACUUAAAGGGGGCCCGUCUCCCAACAAAAAUAUUCCAAAUCCUAUUUUAUAAUGUUAGUCAAGCAAAAUUAACUUUAAUUACACUGUAUAAAUUAUUUGAAUCUUGUUUCCUUCAGUCUGGGAAUUCAUAAAUAUAGCAAUCAGGCAGUCUUGCAUUAUCUCAAAAUCUUGUUUGUGCACCAGAAUGGGGGGCCUGAUGUCCAUCCCCAUGUACUGGCUACACAAAUAAAUGGUUAAGGGAAGUGGAGGAAUGUGGGGAGAGCAGUGACAUCUAGAAAGCGCUGAAUGAAAAGUUAAAGUAAUUGCUUGCCCUGCCUCUAUGCCUAAGGCAUAUAAGAGGGGCAGCCAAUAUUUGAUUGACAUUUUUAAAUGUGUUUACAACAGCUAUGAACCCUUUAAUAAAAAAAAUUUGGAUUUUAUGUUUAAUUUGAAAAGGACUUUUAUUAUACAGCUUUUUAUGUCUGGAUGACAGGUCCACUUUAAGUAUCCAUACAAUAAUAAUGAUUUUACUUGCAUCCACUUAGUCCUCUUAUAAAUAAUGGAACAUGGACCAAGAGCUUUAUAUGAACAUGAGUCUUCUGUAUUAACUGAAGAAUUACAUCUGUGCCCCUUUAAUUGAUUCUAAAGCACCCCUUCAAGCAUCAAAAUUCCCCAACAAACAGCAUCUAAUAACAAACUGUAAAGUAAAGACUGAAAAAACAGGAUGAUGAGUGGGCAACAGUAAAUGAUAUAUACAUUAACACCCAUAUCAGAACAAGCAGAUACAUAUCCCACAAUCUUGUCAUCCACCAUGAAAAAUAAAUACAUUUGUAUAAAUAAAAUACUAUUUUUUGUUUUUUUUUUUACAAAAAUCCCAUCUUUUUUUGUAUAUUUAUUAGAAGACCCUGCAAAUAAUGUAAAACUCAUAAUAUUAAAAACUAUUAGAAAA